UUGUCGCUUGGAUUAGUGAAAAAACUGAUAGCUUUGUUGCAAACUUCCGGAUACAUUUUUAAUAUUGCUGACUUGUUACUUGUUAUUUUAUAUUUGUUAUACCAUGCUGAUAUUUGUGAAAACCCAUACUGUGUGAACGAUGCAGGUGGAAUUUGUAAAGUAUGUAAGAUGGUAAUAUUUAUAAUUUUUGUUGGCUGUUGUUGUUUUUCUUCUUGUUUCUCAAACUCCGUAACAAGUAAUUCUAAGGUUAAUUUUUCAUUCAAUUGACAGGCCAUAUUAAAUUACUACACAACUAUUACAAAAAAAUUACGUAUAUUAACAGAUUACAAUACAAAAAUCAACUUAAAUCUGAUCAAAAAUAGUGUUUGUUGAGGUUUCUAAUAAUACGCAUCUACGUGAUGUUAAGAUUAGGAUGCAUCUCAAAGUUGUGGCAAACAAUGCUGCACUUUUACACACGCACCAAAAGCUAUCUUGUUUUUUAAAGUUAAAGUCCAAAUUUAAGGUGCACUCGCUUACUAUGCCAAAUAUUAUUACUUACAUUCUGGAACUUGGAUAACUGCCAUCGUUAAAACUCAGACGAUAACUGCUUUUGUUAUUAUUUAGCAGCGUCGCCGUUGUCAUCAGUAACUGUCACGUGGUUGCGAUUUACAUACCGUGACGAGAGACAAUGGGUGAAAACGUAACAAUGGGAGUUGGCCUACUCUUGUUUAGUAUACUCUGCUAAUACCAUCGCUAUUUGUAUGUAUGGCAGAAGGAGUUUGUUCGGGCAUUGUCUUUGUUAUACCAUAGUAUACUGAAGUGGUUAUACUGUGUGUGAUGAUGUUUAAUGUAUAGGCUUAUAAACCUUAAUUUAAAAUGAACGGGGGAAAAGAAGCAAGCCUGGGAAGCGAAAGCAUGACUGAAGCGCUGGAAACUACAUACCCUAAAGAUGUAAUUACCACAGGCAAUGAGAUCUUGUUGGUGGGUCAAAGAAUCUGGGACUUGCGUGAAGUAAAACAAAGUUUAAGUUUUGAUCUGGAUUGUCUGCAUGAGCUGUGUUACAGUGCUAGCGCUCCUAUACAAGUGGCAUUAAACGAUAACAGUUUGAAUAACGGCUUACAGCAAAGGAACAACUUAUCAUUGACAGAAUUGAAUCGGACAGAAGAAAAUAUUCGUCAAAUUGAACAGUUGUUCGGCGAUAUGAGGCAAAUUUUGAGACAGCUCUAUAGUUUUGCAGACAGAUCUACCGCAAUGUCAACGAUGGAUGAUAACACAGAGCCAAUGAAGGUGUAUACAGCAGCAGACCCUGAAUCGGCAAAUAUUUGUGUUUCGGAUAAACAAACGAAACAGCACACAUCACCAGAAACCAUAGCUCCAAAUGUAACAUUGAAUACGGAAAGCGGAGACUUGCAUUUACAUGUACACGGUGGUACGACUACUGUGCCGUUGGUUAACACUUGCCGAGAAGUCUCAAUAUUGCAACAAAACCUAAAGACAAGAGCAGAAGAAGCGGCCGGUGAAAUUCAGAUUCCGAUUCAAUUGGACAAAGCAAUAAAAGCGGUUCGACUUCAGAUUACGACUGAAUCAAGAAAAUCUCUUGAAACUUUGGACCAGGAGGAUCACUUUAUUAGGAGAGACGAAUUUCGGUCGGUGUUCGAUACCCCAGAAGGGGACACUACUAUUGAAAUGUUGUUCAGUGUUGCAGAAAGCAAUGCGAAGAAAGAAGCGAAGAAACUGUAUCGUGCAACAGAGUUGGAGAAAAUAUUGCGACAUCUGGAUAAAUAUGGACGAUCUGUAAUAAUAACUGGACAAGCGGGGAUAGGAAAGACUGUUUUGUCAAAGAUGAUAACGAACGAAAUAUUGCAACAUAAACUACUUCCGACUACAAAGUUCAUUUUCUAUAUCAGAUUUCGUGACAUCGAUUUUGACUGCAAGAAGAACAUAGUACAAUUUCUUGUUACAUUUGGUGGAUGCUCGUGGAAGAAACAUACAGAGGAGAGCGACGGUGUCAUCUGGGAAGCAAUACACGAUAAUCCGGAUGUUGUAUUGGUACUGGAUGGCUUGGACGAAGCGGCAACCACGGCGUUAACUAAGCCAGCCCCGAAAUGUAAUCCGCUAGAGCCCACUAGAGCAGCAGUGCUGGCUGGAAACAUACUGAACCGAAGUCUUCUACCGAGAUGUAGAAUGGCAAUCACUUCAAGACCGAGGCAAGUUCACGAGUUAGACACGAGCAAUAAGCCUCGAACCGAGUUUAAAGUAAUUGGGUUGGCAGCCAGUGCGAAAAGGGAUCUUGGAGAACAAAUUUGCGGCGCUGACUGGCCAUUGGUAGAGGCCUACUUAGAGCAGCACCCGGAUGUAUAUGCGAUGUGCUAUGUGCCAGUUAUGUGUAUUGUUACAAUGCACUGUAUUAAAUCUCAAAUCCGUUCCAAUGAUGAUAAUUUCAAGUUAGAUAAUGUUACCAGCGUAUUGGUGUUUGCUUUAGACAAGUAUGCGAGAUCAGAGCAUAUCCGUACAUCGUGUGAUCUUUCCAAGUUAUGCUUAUUUGCAUGGAAUGGAUUUUGGAAGCAGAAGAUCAUGUUCACUGAAAAGGAUUUUCAAGAUGCGGGCAUCAGCAAAGAAGCAAAUGAAGCGUAUCUAACAACAUCUAUUGAUAUCUCAACUGAUCUGAGAACCAAACUGAUGGACGGCGACAAAAUCAGCUGCUUUUCUCAUUUGAUUUGGCAGGAAUUGCUAGCAGCGAUUCACAUCAUGUAUUUCAUGUCGUUUGAAACCUUCCGAGAAAAACUGCGAUUUCUGCUCGACAGCAGAUGGGAGGUGGUAGCACGCUCAAUGUACGGGAUAACCAGCACCGUAACAAAAAAGUAUCUGGACAAAAUAUUUGCCUGUCGCGAUCAAGCACAAUACCAAGCGAAAGUUAGGCUUAUGAAGAAGCUAGCUCAAGAUGCAGCAAAGGAAUUGGACGACGAUUUUGACGGGAAUGAAACGGAAAGAAUCCUACAAGUUUGCACGUGGGCAAGAGAGUCAAAUAAUACGCAGUUUGCCGCAGAUCUUAGACCUCACUUGCCAACCAAGAUCAAUCUGUCAGGGGAUGUUUUGCCGGGCGAUAUAAGCAGCCUAAUGUACGUGCUGAAGUCUGUUGAAAGCGCCGACCAAGUGAUCAACGUUGGAAGCGGAACCAGAUUCAAACCAGAUAACUGUUUACCAAACUUGCUAAAUGAAAUUAGUCAAACCGACAUCAAGAUGGAAAUAUUGAAUCUCUCACCCCAAACGGCGGUAACGGACACCGUAGCAGAAUCCAUUCAACGGAAUUUUAAGAACAUUCAAAAGCUUAUUUUGGGACAAAGCGGUAUCACCGAUAUUGGGCUGGGAUUCCUCUCAGCAGGGCUAUGUCAACGGCAGCAACAAAUAGUCGAACUUGAUCUUAGCGGAAACCCAAUAAAGAACGUUGGGGCAACACAUCUAGCACACUGCUUGAGUAAGGUCAAGAGCCUGAAUAUUUCUAAAUGCCAAGUCACGGAUGUUGGACUCGAAACUAUAUCUGAUGGCAUCUCUCGCCUUACAACCAGGAUGGAUAAUUUCAACAUUAGCCACACUGCAAUUGGAGAUCUGGGUGCGAGAGGGUUGAGCCAAUGCGUGAAAAAUAUACGCAGCCUUUCCGUGGAGAAAUGCGAGAUCACGGACGUGGGAAUCGAAUACAUUAGCCAGGGAAUACAUGAAUUGACAACAUCGAUGGAGGAAGUCAAAUUUGCGAAAAAUCCGAUCAACGUGAGGAGCGCGAUUGCUAUUGCGAGCUGUCUGCACAACAUUGACAAUCUACACGUUCGUUCAUGUCGAAUAAAUGACUUGGCUGCAGAGCAGUUGGCUAAGGGCGUAGAGCGAAGAACAACAAAGAUGAAGAUGCUAAAUUUAACGUACAACGAGUUCGGAGACACCGGAGCUGAAUUCUUUCGUGCAGGCCUUCGUAAUCUCGUAGCUAUGAGAGUUUGGAAAUGUGGGAUUACUAGGGUUGAGUUCAGAAGACUUCUUGCGGCACAUAGACGCUUAGAGCCCCCGAGACCUAAGAUUUGGUUCGGUGAAGUGGAAGGUUACGAAGGAGGAGACAUGGUGCUAGAACCUGAGUGAAUAUUAAUACAAUGCACCAAUUCAACCUAUAUGUUUAAUACACAAAAUAAUGCAU
Molecule: messenger RNA, 4156 nt
Organism: Ciona intestinalis (vase tunicate)
Lineage: Eukaryota; Metazoa; Chordata; Ascidiacea; Phlebobranchia; Cionidae
Source: RefSeq, a predicted model, not a curated record